Messenger RNA from Oldenlandia corymbosa var. corymbosa, 492 nucleotides. The record is from the annotation of a GenBank genome assembly. NCBI's taxonomy places the organism in Eukaryota, Viridiplantae, Streptophyta, Magnoliopsida, Gentianales, Rubiaceae.
AUGCUGCUCACCACCACCACUCUCCCUCUCUCUAUAACUCCCUCUUCCUUCCCCCCCAUCUCUUUUCUCUUUCUUCUUUUCUUCUCUUUCUUCAAAUGGACCACUCCUUUUUCCUUUAUCCCACUUCCUCUCAAUGUCCUCCGCCGCCUUCCUCCUCCAACCCCCACCUCCGCCCACACUAAUCACCAGACCCCCCGCCGCCGUCUCGUCCUUCAGUCAAAAGCUCGGGUCGGUGGGCCUCGGCUACGCCAUCGCCAUCGCUUUUGGCUUCCUCGUAUUCCUCUCCACCGUUCUCCUGGCUUCCUACAUAUGCUGCCGCUCCGCCGCCGCUCGCCGUCGCAGGCGUCGCGACGACCCGGAAUCCGAUCUCCGUGGCCGGAGCAGCCCGAACGAGACCAGCAUAUACCUGCCCCGGAUUAUAUUCGUGGCGGAGGACGAGAACGAGGAGCUCUCCGAAAACGUCGUGGUGGGGCUGGAUUUGGCCGUGAUUAA